This is a messenger RNA of Varroa destructor (honeybee mite), 1512 nucleotides long. RefSeq lists its product as uncharacterized. Gene Ontology annotation, cellular component: SAGA complex. Gene Ontology annotation, molecular function: protein heterodimerization activity; transcription coactivator activity. The record is from RefSeq and is a predicted model, not a curated record. Lineage: Eukaryota; Metazoa; Arthropoda; Arachnida; Mesostigmata; Varroidae.
GUUAAACCUCGGGAUGCCUAUCCUAACACACGGAUUGCGGAGUUUACAGAGACACUGCUUAAGCUCGAUUUUCCUCGUUCUUCUGGAUACGGAUACAAACAUAUCCUGCUAAAUACGUCGGAAGACAACGAAUAGAAUCAAGUGUUUAGAACGAAAAUAGUUUAACUUGCUAACCAGUGAUGCAUAUAAGUGCUGAAGCACUGAUUCAAGUGAUCGCCAAUCUUUGUGCACGCCGCGCGGGAUACUAAUGUUUUGAUUUGGCGCUUUAUAUUGCCGGUGUUCGAUUGUUGCAAGCAAAGGAGAUGCAUUGGUAAUACUAUUGAAGGUGGUAGCUAGCGGUUAAAAGCUGAUGCUACAUCUUAAAUAUGAUCACGGAAGUUUAAGCCCUUCACGACGUCGAAGAUCUGGCGUUCUGUUAUUAAGCACUCGAAAAAGUAAAUUCCGAACACUAUGGACGUAGAGGCUACAGAGACGGACUUGCCAACGGAAGGUGCCGUACAGACGAUACCCAAGGAAAUGCUUCUUAAAGUACGGCCGCCCACAGUCGAAGGACCGGUAUUAUACCACCAGCCUCGACCGGAGUUUCAGGCUGGCUGUUGUUCCGUGGUCUCACAGGCAGAUAGUCUAUCGCGUCACAUAAUAUCACUGGAAAGGCACAUUGAAUAUGCCACAAAAGUGGCCGCUACGUCCGCUGCUAUGGGGUGUAGUCAUCAAGUAGCACUUUCGGAAAUUCCCGUGGAGGAGGUUGAUGUUCAGCAUGCGCCGCUGGAUCCGCGUUUGACUUUAACAAGAGUCUCAAUUUCACGAGCGCUACGCCAUUGCACGCUCAUCUUCACGCGUGUGGGUGGGUUCCGAGCUGUCGAUUCACGUUGCGUUGAUAUGCUGGCCGACCUCCUGCAUGAAUUCUUGUCUAGAAUCAGUACCUACCUAAGAGCGGCUCAGGAUCGUGAAGCUCUACGGGGUUGCAAUGCACACGUCGAUUCUCUCAAUCAGGCAUUACACGAUGUGGGUUUUGCUCAUGGUGUCCUGGACAUACGAGACUUUGUAAAUUCACUUCGAGAAAGACGAAACCGCUUGCUGGAUGAGUGCCGAACAAUCCAUGCUCGCUAUAGGGCGGCAGCUUAUGCUUCAGAGGAAUCGGGGCAUUUUCGACUGUUGACUGCAGAUGGAGGAACUACUGAGAGCACCAACGGUGGUGGCGCCGGGACGUCUGGAAACCUAGAAGAGAUGCUAUUGGCCUAAUUCGUAAAUCGGACCGUAGUGAUAUAUAUAUGAUGGACCCAGAAUAUAUCUUACUCGAUCUCGUUGCAAUACUCAGCAGAUAGGAACAUAUUGUAAAUGAAGCGGUGUAUUUUUCAGGAGUAGCUAUUGAACUACAGAGAUCAAAUCGCAUCGUUAUUACACAAGUAACGCUGUAAAUGUAGAAAUCAACGAGAAGUGUUUCUUUAAUGAAAGAUAUCUAAUGGAGAUCAGUUCAUAUUGGACAAAAUAAAAACAAAUAAACAAUCAAUA